GAGCGCCUCGAACUUGUAAUGUUGGCCAAACAGUGUAGUAUUCCAGUGGCGGUCGGAUAGUGAUAGUGUGAAAUAAGAUCGAACAGCUGAUGUGCGUAUUAACGUUUUGUUAGUUCUUCAGCUGACUUGUGUUGUAUACAUCAAUAGAACUGUCAGACAACGGAAAUGGCGUGAGCGGUUUGGGUUGAGGGCGAUCAAUAAUCUAGGUAAACGAUGUAGACGGUUUUUCAUUUUUAAGUGAAUCUAAAUUGGCGUGGUUUUUAAACCGGUGCUCAAAAGUCAUGCUGUUCCUUUUAUAGAAUUUAAUUUUUUCGAAACUAGUAAGUAACGACAUAACCUCAAAAUGCCUACUGUGAUAUCCAAGUAUCUUGAAGAUACCGCUUUAAAAUAUAAUAUAAACAAGCAGAACUGCAGCAAGGCUCUUGUAGCUGCUGCAGUAUUAAUGUACGGUUGUAAACUCAGUUACCCUUUAGUGCAAAACAUUUAUAAUAGGACUAAUAAAUUAAAUUAUUCAAAAUUCAAGUGUGGACCUAAUGAAAGCAGUCAGAGUGGACAAUCUGAUUCAGAAGAUGAAAAGUUACCGCCAACAAAUAAUAAUAUGCUGGUUCCAAAUGGGUAUGUAAAGAACGGUGAAUAUGUAGACAACAAAAGAAAAUUAAAGGCAAAGCAAAAAACGCCUGGUUUCAACAAAGAAUUCAUCAUUCAACUCUAUAAACUUGUAAGGCUCAUGAUUCCUGGUAUAUAUACUCCUGAGGUUGGCCUCUUAAUUUUACAUACUUUAGCACUUGUGACGAGAACAUUUAUGUCUAUAUAUGUGGCAACGAUGGAAGGAAGAAUGGUUAAAUUCAUCGUUAAGAAAGAUGUGCGUAGUUUCUCGUUUAUGUUACUAAAGUGGCUAGGAGUUGCGCUUCCAGCUACCUUCCUCAACUCUACCAUUCGAUAUCUAGAAAAUAAACUCGCAUUGGCAUUCAGGACUCGGCUGGUGAACCACUCGUACGCUCGGUACUUCCAGCAGCAGACCUACUAUCGGGUGAGCAACCUGGACGGUCGGAUAGAGAAUGCUGACCACCGUCUCACUGAGGAUAUCUCCGCCUUCACGUCCUCCGUGGCCCAUCUCUACUCGCAUCUCACCAAACCCCUGUUUGAUUGUGCCCUCAUCGGAUUUGCCCUCAUGAGGUCCAGCAGGGAGAUGGGUGCUGCUGUUGUACCCGGGCCACUGUUGGCGUUCGUGGUGGUAUCACUGACAGGUCAGGUGUUGCGGGUGUUGUCCCCCAAAUUUGGAGCUCUGGUAGCUGUUGACGCAGAACGCAGCGCCUACCUACGUAACAUCCAUUCCCGGGUUAUUACUAAUGCUGAGGAGAUUGCCUUUUAUGGAGGACACAAGGUGGAGCUGGGGAACCUGCGCACAGCAUAUGCGUCUAUGGUGCGCCACAAAAACCGCAUCCUCGUUCAGCGUCUGUGGUAUGUCGUCCUGGAACAAUUCCUAAUGAAAUACGUCUGGAGUGGCACAGGCAUGAUUAUGAUCUCCCUGCCCAUCAUAAUGAGCACAAUUUCUUCCAGCAAUGGCUCAGGAUCGUACGAUGAAUCGACACAUGUGAGCGAACGUACGCAGUACUUGACGACAGCCAGGAACCUCCUUGUAUCUGGGGCAGACGCGGUCGAGAGACUCAUGUCCUCGUAUAAGGAGAUAGUGGAAUUGGCCGGAUACACGUCCAGGGUGGGCCAUAUGCUGGAGGUGUUCGAGCAAGUCAGCCAAGGACAGUACCAAAAAACCACAGUGGCAGCCAAGUCUCUUGUCAGGUCACCAGGACUGCAGUUUGCCAACGGGCAAAUUGUCAUUAGAGGAGAAAUCUGUGACAGCCCUGACGGCAGUAUAGAGCUGCAAGAGGUACCGAUCGUGACACCUAACAUGGACGUGGUGGUACCCAGCCUCAGUCUACGGGUGACACCUGGCUCCCAUCUGCUCAUCACCGGACCUAAUGGUUGCGGCAAAUCCUCCCUGUUCCGGGUACUCAGUGGUCUCUGGCCGGUCUACGCAGGCAGACUCAUCAGGCCACUGCACUGCACAAUGUUCUACGUUCCACAGAGGCCCUACAUGACCCUGGGCAGUUUGAGAGAGCAGGUGAUCUACCCCGAGACACUAGGGGAGUGGAGGAUCAAGGGUGUGUCAGACGCAAUGCUAGAGGCUUGUCUCGAGAAGGUGUCCCUCGCACACCUCGUGGUCCGGGAAGGAGGCUGGGACUCGGUAGCUGACUGGAAAGAUGUCCUCUCUGGAGGGGAAAAACAGAGAAUGGCCCUAGCAAGGCUUUUCUACCACAAGCCUGCAUUCGCUCUGCUGGACGAAUGCACAAGUGCAGUCAGUAUCGACGUUGAGUGCAGCAUCUACCAGACAGCCAAGGAUCUCGGCAUCACUCUGCUCACCAUCACUCACAGGCCUAGUCUCUGGAAAUUCCAUUCUCAAAUCCUGCAAUUUGAUGGAGACGGCAAAUGGUCAUUAUCAACGUUGACACAGCAGGAGAAAGACACUGGUGUUCUUAGAGAGGCUGUGGCAAAGAGCUGAGUUACAUGAAUCUUCAAGUCUUGUCCUAUUUAUGAUCAAAAAUGUAUACAAUUAUGACAAUUACUGUAAACAUUUUCAUAAUAAUGUUAGCUUUAGUGAAUCUCAGAUUAAAUCUGUACAACCCAA
Messenger RNA from Homalodisca vitripennis (glassy-winged sharpshooter), 2686 nucleotides. RefSeq names its product ATP-binding cassette sub-family D member (gene ABCD). Gene Ontology annotation, cellular component: peroxisomal membrane. Gene Ontology annotation, biological process: peroxisome organization; very long-chain fatty acid catabolic process; long-chain fatty acid import into peroxisome. The coding region runs from base 344 to 2560 and encodes 738 amino acids. The record is from RefSeq and is a predicted model, not a curated record. Gene Ontology annotation, molecular function: long-chain fatty acid transmembrane transporter activity; ATP hydrolysis activity; ABC-type transporter activity. The transcript has 11 exons. NCBI's taxonomy places the organism in Eukaryota, Metazoa, Arthropoda, Insecta, Hemiptera, Cicadellidae.